Penaeus vannamei (Pacific white shrimp) is the source of this 729-nucleotide messenger RNA. The record is from RefSeq and is a predicted model, not a curated record. Lineage: Eukaryota; Metazoa; Arthropoda; Malacostraca; Decapoda; Penaeidae.
AUGGAAUAUAGUGUAUCAAGCAUGGUGUUGAUACACAUGAGGGCCAGAGGGUGCCAGGGGGGUGCCAGGGAGCGUAGGAAGGUUUCAGGGAGUACAGGAGGGUGCCAGGGAGUACAGGAGGGUGCCAGGGAGUAUUACAGGAGGGUUGGAGGGUGCCAGGGAGUAAAGGAGGGUGCCAGGGAGUACAGGAGGGUGCCAGGGAGUACAGGAGGGUGCCAGGGAGUACAGGAGGGUGCCAGGGAGUACAGGAGGGUGCCAGGGAGCGGGGGAGGGUUUCAGGGAGUACAGGAGGGUGCAGAGUACAGAGGGUGCCAGGGUAGGAAUGUUCCAGGAGUACAGGAUGCCAGGAGUAGGGAGUACAGGAGGGUGCCAGGGAGGAGGGUGCCAGGAGUACAGGAAAGGAGUACAGGGUGCCAGGGAGUACAGGAAGGGUGGUGCCAGGGGAUGCAGGGAGCGUAUGAGGGUUUCAGGAGUUUCAGGGAGUACAGGAGGGUGCCAGGGAGCGGGGGAGGGUUUCAGGGAGUACAGGAGGGUGCCAGGGAGUACAGGAGGGUGCCAGGGUGCGUAGGAAUGUUUCAGGAAGUACAGGAGGGUGCCAGGGAGUACAGGAGGGUGCCAGGGAGUACAGGAGGAUGCCAGGGAGUACAGAAGGGUGCCAGGGGAUGCCAGGGAGCGUAUGUUUCAGGGAGUACAUUGCCAGGGAGUACAGGAGGGUGCCAGGGAGCGUAG